UGGGACUUGGAGUAAUAACAGAUCUUAGAUGUUCCUGGAAUGAAGUCUGUGUUGUUGUGAGCGCUCUAUCCCGCGGGAUCGGUGGCGUGUGCCAAACUUGCCCUGUAAUGAUUAUUGUCCAUUCACGGACUGUAUGUUCUUGUCUUACAGAUCACAAUGUCUUACCCAAUUGGUUCUCAACCCCAAGCCAUGCAAGGCUAUGCCUCCAGUGGCAGCCAGUGGCACUCCGAAGUCUUUGACUGUUGUGAAGACAUGGGAGUCUGUCUUUGUGGAACAUUUUUCCCUGGUAGUCUUGCAUGUAAAGUGGCGUCAGACUAUGGCGAGUGCUUCUGCUUGCCAUGCCUUGGGGGCACUAUACUGGCUUUGAGGACAGGCAUUAGGGAAAGAUAUCACAUCCCGGGAAGUAUCUGCGAAGACUGUGUGUGUCUCACGUUCUGCGGACCCUGCACGCUCUGUCAGAUGGCCCGCGAGCUGAAUGAGAGGAAACGUUAAGACUGUACAAAGGGUUUUCGGAGAUAUGGCGACCAUCAAAGGACUGUUCACAUUUUACAAGACAAAAUGUUUCACAAUCUUCUCUGGUUGGAGUUGGAAAGAGAGUUGGUGUGACGUGACCACUGACCACUUCAUCUUUACACAUCUCCAGUGCGGGAAUAAGCAGCAGCAUUAUACUAUAUAGGAUCUGUACCCUACAUUACAACAUCAGCCCUGAGGCAUUUGAUGAUAUAUAUCCCAUAUAUAUAUUUUUUUUCCAAAUUCCUUGUAUCUCUCCAUGAAGCCUAUGUGUGACAUUAGCCUGCAGUAUAGCGGUCCUAAAAAGGCGUACUCCCGCCACGCCCCCUCCAUUGAUGUCUAUGGGAGGGGGCCUGACUGUCGACACGCCCCCUCCCAUAGACAUCAUUGGAGGGGGUGUGACGUGACGUGUUGUCACGAGGGGGCUUGGCCAUUCAGAAGGCUGGUAUGUUCAGAAGGCUGGGCCACAGGAGUACCCCUUUAAGAUGUGUUCCCUUUGUUUAAUUUUUGCGAUUCUAUUUUUGUUACUUUUUGUGAAAUGUUGUGUAUUUGCAUUGUAUAAAAUACCAUAAUAAAAAAAUAGUAAACAUGCUCGAAAAUGGUUCCACAGAGG
Hyla sarda is the source of this 1123-nucleotide messenger RNA. Its product is annotated as cornifelin homolog. The record is from RefSeq and is a predicted model, not a curated record. NCBI's taxonomy places the organism in Eukaryota, Metazoa, Chordata, Amphibia, Anura, Hylidae. Gene Ontology annotation, cellular component: cornified envelope. The coding region runs from base 157 to 492 and encodes 111 amino acids. The transcript is spliced from 3 exons.